This is a messenger RNA of Drosophila miranda, 1472 nucleotides long. RefSeq names its product POU domain, class 3, transcription factor 2. The record is from RefSeq and is a predicted model, not a curated record. NCBI's taxonomy places the organism in Eukaryota, Metazoa, Arthropoda, Insecta, Diptera, Drosophilidae. The transcript has a single exon. The coding region runs from base 24 to 434 and encodes 136 amino acids.
AGCAUGCGGUUAUAUAAUAGGGAAUGUUCUACUACUGCUGCUGCCGCCAGCAGUUUGUGGUGAUCCUCGUCUGCCUGCUCUACAUCCUCCUUGUACUCGUGUUCUUUGUGAAUGUGUUUCUCGCCGACCGGAAUAUGCACACCCAUCUCAUGAUGAAGAAUGCAGGACACCACGGACACGGAGGGCAUGGAGGAGGGGGAGGAGGAGGAGCGGGUGCGGGUGCGGGUGCGGGUCCGCCUGUGGGAGGACAUCACAAUCCCUACGACAUGCAUGGCUAUCCACACUACAACAACUAUCAUCCGCAAAUGGAUCCUAAACAGCAGCAGCAGCAGCAGGAGCUGCUACGGAAGACACCGCCCAAUCCGAACCAGCAGCAGCCCGAGCAGGACAUUUACUCGUAUUUCAAUCACGUAUUCAGGCGGCGACGUCGAUGAGGAGGGAGAGACGACACAGAAGUAGGAGCGACGCUGAUCCUAUCCAAAAUUUGUACCACAUUAAAUUAUUAUUCCGAUAAAACAUGAAUAUAUAUAGAUUAUAUAUACAGCCAAAAGCAGAUUGUGUAAAAACUGAAAUGGAAAACGGAUCAGACCAGAACCACGAGAAAACAAGAGACAGAGACAUGCAACAAUAAAAGCGAGCCACAGCUUUGUUUCAGCUAUGAAUCGGGCGAGGGUGGAUAUAAAUCUAUUCCACACAUUUGAUCCGAUUCCAAUACGAUGCGGAACUUUUUUUUGUAAUUUCUAAAAUCUAGCGAGCGACCAAGCCACGAGCCAACAGUUUGCAUUUAUCUACAGCAAAUGAAUCCCUUCAACGGAAUCAGAAAUCUAUUAGAUACAACAGAUAUUUAUUGAUCGAUAUAUAUACAGCUGAUUAAUCAGAUAAUUAGAUAUGGUAUAUGGCCAGCCCAAUCAGCAAAUGCAACAGAUAUCACCAGAUAUAUCUACUAUAUAGAUAGCUAAAAUAAUGCUUCGGUAAAGAAAGCAAAAAAAAAACUACAAAUUUCUAAUAAUUCUAAUUUAAUUAGAAAUUCUCUUAAAAAAACAAAAAUGAAAAUAAUCAAAUAAAAAUGUUUUUCCCUGGGGCUUUUUAAAAGCUUCGUCUUUUGCUAUAUGCUAUAGCCUGAUCGUUCAGAUUGCGCAUAUCGUUAUCCCUACAAUUUUUGUCAAUUUAUCCGAAAGAAAAAGGAAAGCAACGGAUAAACCUGUUCUUGUUUUUCUUCGUGUUUUUUUUUUUAGUAAUGGGAUAAAUGUAUGUUUUGUUGAGUAUAUAAAUAUUGUUUAUGUUUCUAUAUACUACACAUUAUAUAUAUAUAUUUAUAUGUAUAUUCCGAUCUACGAGUAUAUGUUGUAUUCUAGUAUUAAAAAAGUGUUGCGUUUCACAUGAGAAGAAGAAUAUUUGAAGAAGUGCCUUUAAUUUGCUAAAAGAUGUUUUUUUAGAUACAAACCAAUUUACUAAUAAAUCAAUUAAAUAUA